CAGCAGCAGCAGUCAUCCAAGCUAUGUGUGCCCGGAGAGCAGCCCAUUCUCACCCCCUGACUGCCAUUGUGCUUCCACCUGCAGCUGCCCUCACCCUGCACCAGGAAAGGACCAUGCAGGGGAUACAGGCAACCCAUCCUAUAUCAGGUCGAUAGAGGAGCAUCAGUCAGGGAACCAGCAGAUACACUUUCAAGAAGGUUAAAAUGAAUGAAGAUCUGAAAGUUAAUAUAAGCUGGCUGUCUCAGGACCUUGUAGAAACCAGCUCUCCAGAGAAUGUAUCAGCGGCAAUUUCCUCUCUGAUCCCAGUGCUAGAACCACCGCCUGAACCACAGCUUCUCGUCAACCCGUGGGAUAUUGUUCUCUGUACAUCAGGAACCCUCAUCUCUUGCGAAAAUGCCAUUGUGGUGCUUAUCAUCUUCCAUAAUCCUAGUCUCCGAGCCCCUAUGUUCCUCCUAAUUGGCAGCCUGGCUCUGGCAGACCUUUUGGCAGGUGUCGGAUUGAUUGUCAAUUUUAUUUUUGCCUAUCUACUACAAUCAGAAGUUGCCAAGCUAGUCACCGUAGGACUGAUCGUUGCCUCUUUCUGUGCCUCUGUCUGCAGCUUGCUUGCUAUCACAGUUGACCGAUACCUAUCGCUCUACUACGCUUUGACUUAUAACUCAGAGAGAACUGUGACAUUCACGUACGUCAUGCUUGUACUUCUGUGGGGAGCGUCUACCUGCGUCGGACUGUUGCCCAUUAUGGGCUGGAAUUGCCUUAAGGAUGAAUCGACGUGUAGUGUGAUAAGGCCUCUUACGAAAAACAAUGCAGCCGCACUUUCCGUCUCCUUCCUGCUCAUGUUUGCCUUAAUGUUGCAGCUCUAUAUCCAGAUCUGUAAAAUAGUGAUGAGGCACGCACAUCAAAUCGCUUUGCAGCACCAUUUUUUGGCUACUUCCCAUUACGUCACAACUCGAAAAGGAGUGUCUACCUUGGCUAUAAUAUUGGGGACAUUUGCCGCCUGUUGGAUGCCUUUCACCUUGUAUUCUUUAAUAGCUGAUUACACCUACCCGUCAAUUUACACCUAUGCCACCCUGUUGCCCGCCACUUACAAUUCCAUCAUCAAUCCUGUAAUAUAUGCGUUUCGAAAUCAAGAAAUCCAGAAAGCGCUGUGGAUGAUAUGUUGUGGUUGUAUCCCAUCAAGUGUGUCACAAAGGGCGAGAUCACCGAGCGAUGUUUGAUAAAGGAUAUUCUCAAUUUAUCAGUCCGAGUGGUUUCGUUUUUUGGUUUAUAACCCAAUAUGUUUUCAAUAUUCUGGAGUUUUAAAAACCCGAACACACUUUAACGUAAGCUAACAA
Molecule: messenger RNA, 1331 nt
Organism: Pelobates fuscus (common spadefoot toad)
Lineage: Eukaryota; Metazoa; Chordata; Amphibia; Anura; Pelobatidae
Gene: GPR12
Product: G protein-coupled receptor 12
Exons: 2
Coding region: 204-1214 (336 amino acids)
Biological process (GO): adenylate cyclase-activating G protein-coupled receptor signaling pathway; regulation of metabolic process
Cellular component (GO): plasma membrane; cytoplasm
Molecular function (GO): G protein-coupled receptor activity
Source: RefSeq, a predicted model, not a curated record